Molecule: messenger RNA, 2647 nt
Organism: Neltuma alba
Lineage: Eukaryota; Viridiplantae; Streptophyta; Magnoliopsida; Fabales; Fabaceae
Product: xyloglucan galactosyltransferase MUR3-like
Exons: 1
Coding region: 530-2290 (586 amino acids)
Molecular function (GO): glycosyltransferase activity
Source: RefSeq, a predicted model, not a curated record
CUUCUGUUACCUCCCUGCAAAAUUCACUCCUUCAAAUUCUGGAAUUCCGUCUGCUGCUGAACGACUCUUUCCGUAAGUAAUUCGAUUCGAUUCUCUCCCUCUUGCUUUAUUCGGCGCGGGUUUUCCGGUUUUGAGUCGUUAAAUCUUGUGAUUUUGCUUCCUACUAGAUUGAUCUAAUCAAAGACGCUCGCUCACUCCUCGUGAGUCGUGCUGAUUUUGAUACUCAUAAUUGGGCCCAUACUCUUUCUGAUUCCUUCUUGCUCUUUUCCAUUUCCGUCUGUUCCCACCAACUCAUUAGUCAUUCCUUUGUAUUUGGCAAAUACUUUUGCCGCGGCAAUCAGUUCUUUUGCUCUGGAGCUGAUCCCAUGCUCAGAUUAAUCAUUCCUCUUUAGUCUAGGGUUUUAUGUCUUAGUUGUAUUUCGUUGAUGUAAGCUUUUGGGGUGUAAGUUCGGAUUUUAUUUUGUGGGCAAGCGAAAGAAUGUCAAUUUCGUGACUAACUUGCUGAAUAUUCGAUUGUGAUCGGAAUGAAAUGAGAAAACGCCCUUUGGCGGGCGGUCUCCCUGGACAAAUGGAGAAAGGAACAGUAAAAGGCCAGAAUUCUCGGCUUUGCUGUUUGGCAUCCUUGUCUGCUAUUUUCUGGUUUUUGCUAUUGUACUUCCACUUUGUGGUGCUAGGAGGUAGUAAUAUUGAUCAGUCAACCAAACUAGAACCUGCUUCUGUUAUUCGCGAAUCUUCUCCAGUCCCUGUAGCCAAAGUCGGUCAACGGCAAACCCCUCCUAGAAAGAUUGGCAUUCAUCAGUUGCAGGAGCCUCCAAAAGAUGACAAUGACCAUCAGGUACAAAGCCCACAGAAGAAUCAUCCAUUCAUGAAAGCAAUGCGAACUGCCGAAAACAAGAGUGACCCUUGUGGAGGGAGGUAUAUUUAUGUGCACGAUCUUCCCUCAAAGUUUAACGAGGAUAUGUUGAAGGAUUGCAGGACGUUAAGCUUGUGGACUAAUAUGUGCAAGUUUACCACUAAUGCUGGGCUUGGUCCGCCACUGGAGAAUUUUGAAGGGGUGUUCUCAGAUACGGGAUGGUACGCUACAAAUCAGUUUGCCGUUGACGUGAUAUUCAACAAUAGGAUGAAACAGUACGACUGCUUGACAAAGGAUUCAUCUAUUGCUGCCGCGAUUUUUGUACCCUUCUAUGCUGGGUUUGAUAUUGCACGUUAUCUUUGGGGUUAUAAUAUUUCAAGGAGAGAUGCUGCAUCACUUGAGCUCGUUGAAUGGCUUAUGAAGAGGCCAGAGUGGGGUAUAAUGAAUGGUAGAGACCAUUUUCUUGUUGCAGGAAGGAUAACAUGGGAUUUCCGGAGACUAAGUGAUGAAGAAUCAGAUUGGGGUAGUAAGCUUCUGUUUUUACCAGCAGCGAAGAAUAUGUCCAUGCUUGUGGUCGAAUCCAGUCCCUGGAAUGCCAAUGAUUUUGCUAUUCCAUAUCCCACAUACUUCCACCCUGCAAAAGAUGCUGAUGUGUUCAUCUGGCAGGACAGAAUGAGACGAUUAGAGAGGAAGUGGCUAUUCUCGUUUGCUGGAGCUCCACGUCCUGACAACUCCAAAUCGAUUAGGGGGCAGAUAAUUGACCAAUGCAAGAAGUCAAAGGUUGGUAAGCUGUUGGAAUGUGACUUUGGUGAAAGCAAAUGCCAUUCUCCAAGCAGCAUAAUGCAAAUGUUUCAGAGCUCGCUUUUCUGCCUGCAACCCCAGGGUGACUCGUACACCCGAAGAUCUGCUUUUGAUUCAAUGCUGGCUGGUUGUAUACCUGUCUUCUUCCAUCCAGGUUCAGCAUACACACAAUAUACAUGGCAUCUUCCUAAGGACUAUGCCAAAUAUUCUGUCUUUAUUCCGGAGGAUGAUAUUCGAAAGAGGAAUGUGAGUAUAGAGGAAAGGCUAAUGCAGAUACCUCCUGAGCAGGUGAAAAUCAUGAGAGAGGAGGUCAUUGGUCUCAUUCCAAGACUUGUAUAUGCCGAUCCUCGCUCUAAAUUGGAAACUCUUAAAGAUGCCUUUGAUGUUGCUGUACAGGCAGUUAUUGACAAGGUUUCAAAUUUAAGGAAGGAUAUCGUUGCAGGGCAUACAAACGACAACUUCAUUGAGGAGAACAGCUGGAAAUAUGCAUUGUUGGACGAGGGGCAGCAUGAGGUAGGACCUCAUGAAUGGGAUCCUUUCUUCUCAAAACCGAAGGACGGAAAUGGAGAUUCCAGUGAAUCCUCUAUUGAAGCUGCUAAAAAUUCUUGGAAGAAUGAGCAGAGAGGUCAUUCAUGAAAAUGGAAGGUAAUGCAUCCCCAAAAUUCUAAAAUGAGCUUUAAUGUAGGCUCAGGUAAGUGCCUUCCUCUGAUUAGGAAAGAAUUGAAGGGACAAGUUCUUUCCAUGUUAUGACUUUAUUGCAGAACUUGUAUGCAAGAUUAGUUGGCAGGCUUUGUCACAGAUAGCCCCAGUGCGGAGAUGUUAUCUGCUUUCCACAUUUUUGUUAUGUAGGUUUUUCUGCUUUCUACCUCAUGUAUUCUCCUUAGUGCUCACUUGAAAUGUAUUUUGCAAGGUUUAAUAAUAUUCUAAUAUAGAAUUCUUGUCCAUUUGAUUUCAUAGGAAAUAUAAUAAUGAUUGGAUUAGUGGUUGAUUGUA